Tauraco erythrolophus (red-crested turaco) is the source of this 993-nucleotide messenger RNA. NCBI's taxonomy places the organism in Eukaryota, Metazoa, Chordata, Aves, Musophagiformes, Musophagidae. The record is from RefSeq and is a predicted model, not a curated record.
GGGACACCGCAAAAGGAUGUUGUAAUAAAACCUGAUGCCCCAAACACGUUACUUUCAGAGAAACACGCGGACUACAUAGCUUCGUAUGGAGCAAAGAAAGAUGAUUAUGAAUACUGUAUGUCGGAGUAUUUGAGGAUGAGUGGUGUUUACUGGGGGCUGACAGCAAUGGAUCUCAUGGGGCAGCUGCACCGAAUGAACAAAGAAGAAAUUCUGGCAUUCAUCAAAUCAUGUCAACAUGAAUGUGGUGGAAUCAGUGCCAGCAUAGGUCAUGAUCCUCAUCUUCUGUAUACUCUCAGUGCUGUCCAGAUUCUUAUCUUAUAUGAUAGUCUCCAUGUUGUUGAUGUAAAUAAAAUUGUUGACUAUAUACAGAACUUGCAGAAAGAAGAUGGAUCAUUUGCUGGAGACAAAUGGGGAGAAAUAGAUACAAGGUUCUCUUUCUGUGCUGCAGCAACUCUUGCACUUCUGGGAAGGCUGGAUGCUAUUGAUGUGGGGAAAGCAGUAGAAUUCGUUUUGUCCUGUAUGAACUUGGAUGGAGGAUUUGGUUGUAGACCGGGUUCUGAAUCACAUGCAGGACAGAUCUAUUGUUGCACAGGAUUUCUGGCUAUAACAGACCAAUUGCAUCAAAUAAACGUUGACCUGCUGGGUUGGUGGCUUUGUGAACGUCAGUUACCUUCUGGAGGUCUCAACGGACGACCAGAGAAGUUACCUGAUGUGUGUUACUCGUGGUGGGUGCUAGCAUCUUUGAAGAUGAUUGGUAGGUUACAUUGGAUUGACAGAGAGAAACUGCGCUGCUUUAUUUUGGCUUGCCAGGAUGAGGAGACUGGAGGAUUUGCUGACAGACCAGGAGAUAUGGUGGAUCCAUUUCACACCUUAUUUGGAAUUGCUGGACUAUCUUUAUUAGGAGAAGAACAAAUUAAGGCCGUCAAUCCUGUCUUUUGCAUGCCAGAAGAUGUCCUUCGAAGAAUAAAUGUACAGCCUGAGCUUGUGAGCUAA